Diabrotica virgifera virgifera (western corn rootworm) is the source of this 5555-nucleotide messenger RNA. RefSeq lists its product as uncharacterized. The transcript is spliced from 6 exons. Lineage: Eukaryota; Metazoa; Arthropoda; Insecta; Coleoptera; Chrysomelidae. The record is from RefSeq and is a predicted model, not a curated record. Gene Ontology annotation, biological process: animal organ morphogenesis. Bases 276 to 1427 code for a protein of 383 amino acids. Gene Ontology annotation, molecular function: BMP binding; receptor ligand activity.
ACACAAAAACAAAAAAUGAGACUGAAAAUAUCUUUAGUGGCAGUUUGUGUUCGUGUGUACGUUAUCACUGUUUCUACGAUGUUGUAAUAUUUUAUUUUAAGCUGUAAAUAAUAUCAAAAUUGGCAAUUCGGUUAUAAUCAGGUUAUAAUUACGAUGGGAUUGUGUGUGCACGGAUAUUAAUUUCACAUAAAUGUGCAGUAUUAGAAUGAUUCUCGAUAAAAGUGGUGCACUAGACCAUCCCUGCAGUUACUAAAAGAUUAUGGAAUCCGAUUGACAUGCGGAGUACCAUGCAAACAGCCAUAUCUUUACUAUUGUUUUAUUUUGUGCAAGUAAUAUCGGAAAGGGAGCAUAAAGUGCACAAUAUAGUGCUUUACCCAGAAAAACACUCCUGGUGUCAAAUAACACCAAUCCAACAAAUAAUUGCCUCCCCUGGCUACGAGUCAGUCACCAUAGACAACAACGUCUGUGUGGGGGCCUGCUAUAGCUAUUCCAUACCAAAAACCCAACCCGCUGAACCCGGAGAAUUGAUUGGUCCAUAUUGUGACAGCUGUCAGCCUUCGGAGAUAAAAUGCUACCACGUAAAUCUUAAACAAAUCGAGAAAAACGUCGAGGGGCCAAAAAUAUUACAAAAAAGGGUACAAAUCAUUACGAAUUGUUCUUGUCAAAGCUGCGAUAAGAUUAGAAGUGAGGAUUGUAAGAUUACUGAUAACAAUACUUUGGAAUUACCACAGAAUCUAUUUACAAUCGAUAAAAAUGCUAAUAAGUCAGUAAGUGAGGAAAUACCGGAUCUUUUGGAAAGAAACAACAGCUAUCAUAUUCUUCAUACUCUAGAUAACGAUCUAAAGAAACUAAAAUACAAGAAAUGGUUUGAGAGUCAUCAAAAUGAAAUAGAAAGGACGUACAGUUCUGAUGCCUAUCGGUUAUUUUUAAAACAAAAUAGAGAUAACAAUAUUAAAAUAGAGGAAGAUCAAGAAGAACCUGAUUUACCUAUUAAUUUUGGAUUGGAAGGGAUCCCGAGUGGCUUAAGGGACAGUCAAGUAGGAAUACAACAAAAAGCAGGUCCAGUCUUAGAUGACGAUGACGAAGAUCUCAGCUCCGAGGAAACAGAAACAAAUUCCAACGAUAUAGUAGUCCUUCCAAACGUGGAGAAACUCCACGAAAUAAAACCAGAAGAAUUAACCGGAUUAAAAACACACCCCACCGCUCAUCACAAAGGGCACCAUCAUAUUGGUGAAGAACAACUUAUUGGAAUGAACGUGGUUCACAUGAUAAAAGGACCUCAUGGAAGUUUAGUUGCAGCUCCCGUGGAAGCCAAACUACAGAUAGACUCGGACGCUUUACAACCAAACAGUGAAGGUGUUGUUAUAGACUAUGGAGCACCAGACAGUAAAACGCAUAAUAAAGUUGCAGAACUAUUUGAAAACUAAGAUAAUAUAUAAGACAGAGGGGCAUGUACUCAAAUCUCUUAAAUGAUAUUAAUAUUUAAUAUUUCACUUAAAAGGUUUUCACUGUUAAAGUAAAAUGAAACUUAGAACUAAGAAUAGUAUAAUCAUACAAACACCAGUUUUGGCUUUUACAAUCAUCAGCUUUGGCCCUACAAUCCUAGGUGGAUCCUGACCUGCCUGGAGAGCAACAUAUGUGCCUCCCGAUGAGAGACUAAUAAGUUUUGAAACCGGUAGAGGGGCUUGCUGCACUCUCUGAUUGAACUGGAAUAAUGAUGCGGCUGUAUCGUGUUGCAACGAAAUUGAAAAUGGUUAUUCAUUUUUUAUUUACAUGUUUACUCUGAUUAGAGUACGAAGGGAACCAUUCUCGUUGGAACUUUACCGCGCUGAGCAGAUGGGACGUGAAUUAUAAAUUGUAAAAUUCUCCCAUCUUCCUUAGUCUCAGCAUCCGUUAUGGCUUGCAAAUUGUAGAAGCCUCGUAGGUGUUACCAGAAUAGGUUCCCAUUGUUUUCAGUCUGGUAGGAUGUAGAGUAACAUUUUUGGAUGUUGUUUUAUGUGCUAUUAGAUUGAAAACUUAGUUUUUUUUAAGUAAACAAUUGAUCAACUUGCUCAAGUUUAUUACUAUUUACAUACACAGACGAUUUUAUAUUGUCUUGUUUACUUAUUACGAGUAUUUUGGUUUUCCGUAUGUUCAGAUCCAGACUUGCUUCUUUAUAACUCUCAACGACACUGUCAAGUAAUGUUUGCUUAUCUUCUUGAGUAGAAGCUCCGCAUAUCGCAAAUUAUUGAUGACUUCACCGUUCAUAAUAAUUAUUUCUUCUUGUUUUUCAGAAAGUGCAUGUGUGAAAAUUCUUUGGGAGUAAACUUUGAUAAGCAGGGGUGACAAGAGGCAUCCUUGCCGUACUCCUCUUUUAAUAUCAAGAGCCUGUGAUUCCAAACCGUCUACUAAAAGCGAUGUUAAGUAUUAUGUUUCUAUGUGAUUGAGCCACAAUUAUUAGUGUAAUGAAAAUUACAUUUUUCCACUCCAGAAAUCGUUCUCAUUAGACAUGCCACAAGAUAACAGUUUCCGAAACAAAUUUGCAAUUAUUAUGAGAAUGUCUCUGCCAUUCAAGCCAAUGUCUCUUAGAACUUUGACCAAUAUAGAGAGCUUAACACUAUCAAAUGCCUUUUGGUAGUCAAUAAAACAACAGUCCAUGUCUACAGAUAUAUCACGACAUAUUUGAGGGAAUGAAAGCAUAGUUUUUUUAAUUUUGUUCACAUCGUGCCAGAAGAUUAUUUUUUUUAUUAAUUUUUUCUGAUACUGAUUAUGUGCCCCUCUUAUGUAAUAAAACAACAAAAAAUGAGGUUGAUAAAUAUUUUUUCGUUUAUUUUACUUAAUAAAAUUAUUUUUACGUUAGUUAUUUUAUAAUAAAAGUUUUUUGUGUUGGUUUGUUGAAAAAUUAAUUUUAAUUUAAUAAUUUGAGGCUAUAUAGACAAAUCGACAUAAAAAAUGUAAAAAUCUAGUCUCAAAAUUUUAGCGUUUAAUCAAAAUUAUUACAGGGUUAUCCAAAAUAUUAGAUCUAAAGUUCUGUGUAACGUGUUUUACUGUUUAUUUUAUUUUGCGUUGAAAAUUAGCGCACUUUUUUGUUUUAUUUGUUGUAAAAAAACUACAUUCCGCAAAAUUAUGAAAAUUUAUGUUUUUGUAGAGUAGUAUCUCAUUUUGACCUUAUUUAUUUUAUAGAUUAUAGCAUGAAUAAUCAAGGACUAACACUUCAGAGCGUAGGCACAAAAUCUCGUGCCAGUGCUUUUUAAAUGCACUCAUUUUUUCGAAUCCUGAGAAAAUUAAUAAGUAUUUUUGAAAAAUUACGCAGAAUGAAAGAUUACAUUAUUACCGAGGGCCCCCUAAAAACUUCUAAAAUAUUUAUUUUAAUAAGUUACAUGGGUGAAAAAAAAAAAAGAGAAAAUUGAGUGUGAAUUUUUAAUUUCAAAUAUCUCAUUCAAAAGAAACUUUUUGUUUAUUCUAAGGAACUUUCGAUCCUCGGUUAUAAUGUAAUCUCUCAUUCUGCGUUUAAAUUUUUCAAAAAUAUUUGUUAGUUUUUUCAGAAUUCGAAAAAAAAAGAAUGCAUUUAAAAAGCAUUGGCGCGAAAUUUUGCGCUUACGCUUUUCAACACCUACGGUUCAUCAGUGUAUGCUAAGUCGAUACAGAGGCCUAAUUUCUAUUUCUAUUUCUAUAAUAAUGUCUAUUAUUAUACAGAUUUCUUCACCACGUCAUGCGAUUUAGCAAAAACUCUUCUUAUUCUUUUUCAUAUGCCAUCUUCUCUAAGAAGAUUGGCAAUUAUCAGAGAAAUACGCAUCUUGUUCAAGGGAGCAGUAUCUUGGAUACUGCUUUAAUCUUCUAAUAGCACUAUUAUCAUCUAUUUGGUCGUAGUCUAGUGGUCUCUGCGUGUUUAAUCUCUAAGUAUUCCUCCCUUGGUAUUUCUUAAUAUUUUCGUUCUGGCUGUUCUCAUUAUCCUGUUUGUUGUGAUGCAUCUUGUUGUGAUGAUGUAUUAUGUGGCGCAUGUGAGAACAGACCCCUCUGGUAUACCCUGACGCUUAGUGGCCCUCCAAUUAGGUUCCAUUUUUGAUACUGCUACUCCUAUUUAAUUCCAUCUGAACAUCGUGUGAGUGAGUUCUACAGAUAUUAACAUUGAUUUGAUAUUUUUUAUUGGGAAAAUUAAAUUGAAUUUAUUUCAUGUGAUUUGACGAAUAAAGUACUAGAGUACUGUGGUACUAGAAUAAAGCUAUCAGCAUAUCACAGUAUUUGAAGCUAUGGGUCUCCCAUCACGCUUCUGAUGUUGAAUGAAGAACCUUUACACUAAUGUGACCUUUCUCAGAUAAUUUUCGUUUUAUAUUUACUCUUGUUAUAUUUUUCGUCAUAUCUGUCAUAAUUAUUUGGUAUUUUUAGUUUAUGUUAUGCGGCUAUAAAAUGUUGAUUACAUUAUUUUGUCACACCCUAUCAAACGCUUUAGUAAGAUCAAAAAACUGAUCCACUAUUGAUUCGCACAAUUUUUGUUGUUAAAACCUGUACGCGUCCACUGCUGGACAUAGGUCUACCUCAGCUCUUUCCGUCUUUGUCUUGUGCUUUUCCUUGUGGCCUCCACUCGACAAUACGUUUUGUCCAUCGUUUGUCUGAAAAUCUGAAAAAAUGUAGGUAAUACCCAAUUCCAUAUUAGCCACGUGAUAUUUCAAUAGCGUCUGUUGUUUUUAUUCUAUGACGUAUUUCUUCGUUUAGGAUUCGGUCUCUCAAACAUACACCCAGCAUCUAACGAAACGUUAGAGGUACAAAGUGUUAAAUCCGAUUAUGCUCAAAUUCUUGCUUCUACAUUGCUCAAAUUAAAAACUUUUAUAUUCAACUUUAGAAAUAUAUGUCUAUAUCCUUUUUCUGUUUGUGUAAUUAAAAAAUCAAAUUUUUGUAAUAAAUGUAAAUACUUCUAAAUGAUUUCGAAUUGGCUGUGUGUUUACUUAGUCAAAAAGUAACGAUUACAUUUUUUACUUUUCUAUUAGAAUCGUAUAGAAUAUUUUUUUGAACUAAUUGUAUAUUAUUGAUAACAAUCCAAAUGGCAUUAUGCAAUAAAGUGUUAAGUAGUAAGACCUAAAUUGAGCUGACCUGGACUAAUGUAGAUUAAAGUUUUUAAACAUUUGACAUCUUUUUUAAGCGCUACUUCCACCAGCAAACUUCAUGGUCCUUGGAUUCCUUCCUUGGAUACAUGGAAGGUCCAUGGGAAUUUUAACUUUUGAUGUUGUUAGUCGAAAAAGUCAAGCAGUUUGAUUUUAACACUGAUUAGGUAUGUCUGAUUUCUUUAUGUCAUUAAGAUACAUAUUUUGUGUAGCAUCCAGUCCUUUUUAUUAACCACUUAAGAAUUACUAGUUUGUGAUUGGUAAACUUCAACAUAAUAAACGUUGAACAUUUAAAUGGUAAAUAUAUCCUAUUUAUCGAUCUGCUUUACCAUUGGUGGUAACAUUAAAGUUAAUCAAAAAUUUACAAGAGAAAACGUAUCUUAAAUACUCAAUUGCAGAUGUGAUUUGGAUUGACAAAUAAUUGCUGUAUCUAAUAUUUUGUAAACUAUAUAAAAUAUAAUAUAUUACUGUAUCAUA